AUGAGACCUUUUUGGAAGACCAGAGAUAUUCGUCGGACUUUCACCGGUGGAUUCCACCGGGUCACGCACGGGUUGCCCUGCCGGACCGAGCGACCGAGGCGCGCACGGAGUGUGUCAUCGACGUGGUCCAAGCGACGUCCUACCUCGGCCAGGGCGUGGUCUUCCUCUACCGGGCAAUCAAGUACGAUGGCUGGCAGUGCCCAGACAAUUCCAAUGUGGGCUGUGCCAUCAGCGUGUCUGGCUUUAUCGCCUCAAUGUUUUGGUUAG
Molecule: messenger RNA, 267 nt
Organism: Durusdinium trenchii
Lineage: Eukaryota; Dinophyceae; Suessiales; Symbiodiniaceae
Source: the annotation of a GenBank genome assembly